This is a messenger RNA of Acyrthosiphon pisum (pea aphid), 1439 nucleotides long. RefSeq lists its product as uncharacterized. The record is from RefSeq and is a predicted model, not a curated record. Bases 721 to 1176 code for a protein of 151 amino acids. Lineage: Eukaryota; Metazoa; Arthropoda; Insecta; Hemiptera; Aphididae. The transcript is spliced from 3 exons.
GUCCAUGUUUAUGUAUGGCAGCUGCCAUACAUAUAAAUAUUUGGCUGGGGGGUGGGUCCAUAGGAGAAUAAAAUUAAUAGGAAUGGGAUCCCAAAUUAUUAAGUAGUAUUGUCCAUUGAGAGUAUUUGGUAUUAAAGCAAUGUUUAAUGUUUUGGUUGAACCGUAAACAAGAAAUAGUUUAUAUAAUAAUUAAUAAUACAAUCAUUAUAGUAAACUAGUACAGUAACAACAAGAACAGUAACAACGAAUAGCAUUAUGCCAUUAUCAACUAUUAUUUAUACAUUUAAGAAUUAAGUAUAUUUAUACUAUGAACAUAAAUAAUAAAUAUAUAGUAACCAAUAUUUUGGACAGAACAAAAAUAAAAAUAGAAACCAACAACCAAUAUAGACCCACGCCCACUGGCGACCACCCACCUCACUACCAUAGUAUAUUAUGUUAUCAACAAUGCAACAUAGACCAAAGUAUCCAUUAAUAGCUUAAAGCUAUAGAUUCCCAUAGAGUACAAUAUAACACUGUGCGUUUGUACGACUGUACCUUCUGUUUAGUAUAAUAAGCCAGCUAUUAUUCAAAUAAACUGUGAUAUUAUAUUAUAGUUUAAUUGGUUUUAUGCUUCAACUUUUAAGAAUUUUAAGUUUUAACCACUUUUAUUUUAAGUUUAUAUUGUCUAAGAAUAUUAAGUACAAAACAAUCUCAUAAAGUAAUUUAUUUUAUACCAAAAAUAUGAGUUCUCUUUGUAAAUGUGAUUGCGGGAAAUUAAGUUCGUCAAUGAACGAUGUAAAUUGGAGUAGACACAUUAAUUCGUGUAAAGUACGAAAAUCCAAAAGGAACUCGCAUGAUAUAAAAUCAUUUUUUACUGGAAACAAGAACAAAAAAAGCAAAUUGAUUCACCAAAUGACUGAUGCAAAAAAUGCUCUUGUUUAUGUGAACAAUGAUUUAAAUGAAGAACAAAGUACGCCAGUUAAUAAAGAAUCUUUGGUUGAAUGUGAAUUUCAAAUAGAUACUGAGAUAAACUCAUGUUUGCAAAAUAAAGCUGUUUUUGAUGUGAACGAUGGUUUAAAUGAAGACCAAAGUAAACCAGUUAAUAAUGAAUCUUUGGUUGAAUGUGAAUUUCAAAAGGAUACUGAAAUAAACUCAUGUUUGCAAAAUAAAGGUAUCCAUAUUAUACAACUUUUUUAAGUAUUUAUGUCGUUUUAAAUAUUUAAUUGUGUCUAGCCGUCUAGGUACCUACCUAUAUUAACUCAUAACCUUUUGAUGAUUAUUGAUUAGUAUCCUCGUUGGAUAUACAACUAGAACUAGUUUUAAUUGAACACAUAUUUUCAGGUGUUUUUGAUGGGAACAAUGAUUUAAUUGUAGACCAAAGUAUACCAUUUAAUAAUGAAUCUUUGGUUGAUUGUGAAUUUUUAAAAGACACUGAGAUAAACUCAUGUUUGCAAAAUAAA